AUGAUGAACCCGUUCAAGAGGCGGCAGCAGAAAAAAGCUGCCGCGGCUCAAGCCUAUCCCUCUAGUCCACCGCCCACAGACUAUUCCUCUUUCCCUUCCACCUCUCGACUACCGCCUCGACCUGCUAUCUUUAUCGCAAGUGGCCCAGCUUCGCCACGCUCAUCGUAUCAUUCUCGACAAUCGCAGCGUCGGCACGAGCUAGAACAGCAGCACUCGCCAUCCUCACCGCUACCAACGUCGUCAACACAGCAGAGCUUAGAUCAUGUUUUACCGCCAACUUCGGACUACCGCCAGUCGCUGAUCAUGCCCCACCUCACCCGCAGAUUCACACUUCUUCGCGCACCAGAUGGCUCGCUCGUCUCUCCUGAUGCAAUGCGUGCUCACUUACGCGCCCAACGAGCUCGUGCACGAGCUGCCAACAUCGCCGUUGGCACCGGCACGGAUAACCACGUCAACUUUCUCACCGAAGACGAAGAAAACGAGAUCAUCGAGCAGCUCAAGGCACAAGCACGGGUAGAAGGACGCGACUUUGAUCUCGAGAAAUCUUCCACUGCCGCUGCUGUGGACUCUUGGCGCAACGGGUAUGCUGCCGGUACUGAUGGGUUCGGCUCUUGGGUUCCCACUACCACCAACGGCUCGAAUCAGCUUUCCACUCUUGCACAGACGCUUGGUGAGCUGUCAUCCAAUAAUGGUCACUCUUCUGUUGCUGAAGAUGGUCAAUCGUCGUCUGCAUGGUUUCCAGCACGCAAAGCAGGGGGUAGUUCUUUCACUGGUCGCACUGCUGAGCGAGACCAGGCCUACUUUCGCAGUGCAAACAAGGAGUGCAGCAGUACCAAGGCCGACGAGCCCCGAUCUCCACCCAAAACGGAUUCAGCCAUGGAAUUUUCGCGCGACACUCCCACUGAGAGCGCGACGGCGAACUCAUACGCGCCUAAAUCGAGUACCUCGCAAGUCGAAGCAUCUGAUACGGAAGAGCAUCCAAUGCCAGGGAGCUUCCUCCCGACCAACGGCAAUGAUUCGACUUCAGCCCCAGUCAUGAAAGAGAGAAGUGCGGAUGCUUCAAGCGCAAAGCCUUUGCUGGACGUUUCAGGCAUCAGCGACACUUCGCGCACUCGCACCUCGCAAGUUUCCAACCUGCUCACCACUCUUUCUCCGGAAGCUUUCAAACGUGUCAGCACUGCACUCGACGAGGUGUUCGGCCUCAUUGUCUCCGAACGCGGUCCCUCGCCUGCUCGUAUCGAAGCAGCAUCUCCCGCUGCCUUAAAUCACAGACCUCAGAGAUCCUCGAUGGAAAGCGAAGCCAAUCCCUUUGCCUCCACGUUGGACUACGUUCGCCGUACCGAGGCCAAGCAGACCGAGUGGGAAGUAGAGGCUUCACUGAGCACACGUCAACCCAAUGAGGAACCAGCAGCCAGUGACAACGAAGACACUGCCGACCGCGCCACCGCAGGCCUGCAGCCAACCUUAGAUGCUGCGUACAUCGAACAAGGAAGGCUCGCUGUCGCCUCGCCACUACCUGGACCCUUGCCGGGCUCAUUACCCGCCGAGCGUUCAGACUCUGUCAAUGACAGCCCGGAAAGUCAGGCUGCAUCUCAGCCCUCAACACUGACCACAUCGGACAGUGUUCAGACCGUAAUUGGCACCAGCAGGGACGUCGGAGAAUCGCAAGCUGGUCUAGUCUCACCACAACAUUAUGCUUCUUCCUCGCAGCACCUCUCCGUUUCUGGCCAUUCCGUGACUGGUUCCUCUCUGACCCGCCCUUCUGACCGCAGCUCAACCGCCACUGCCACAGAAGUGCCGGACCAUACUCCACGUAUAGUCUCCACAGCAUCUACCAUCGAGGGUUACAGGCCGGCUGAUGGGGGCGCAUCUUUGAACUCUAACGGUGGCGCGCCAGAACCCAGCGCGGUCAAACCGGAACCUCAGACAAGUCAGCAUCAGCUUAAGGAAGCCACACGCCCAUAUACGUUUGCAAACGGCCAACAACCGAUCGCACGUCCAGAUCCCACACCAGAUAUGCCCACGAGAGCACUUUCCGGCAGUCCCGCGCGAUCGACCUUGUCACGAGGCGACUCUAUCGUCAGCGCAGGUUCGAUGCGAUCCAGUCUCACAGGACCGUCUGCGUCGUAUCAAUCGUAUCAAGGCAGUCACAGCCGCAAGUCAUCGGCCGAUAGACUGGCGCUCGCCAGGUCGAUGGCGCCUCAUCCUCACCUCCGAGAGCAACCCUCGCUAUCCAGUAUCCGUCGAAACUACAGACAACAUGUUCGUUCCCAGACUGGCUCGUCUGAGGGCAGUCUCCUUGGCGGUCACGCUUCGCGAAGGUCGUCAGGUGCAAUGAGCCCACCUCCUGUUCUCAGCCGCAGCGCUCGCUCGCCCAACUACUUCCCUCCACCUUCUUCGAGUGUUUCGAUGCACGACUACGCCUCUGGCUUCAAGCCACCCUCCGCCGUCUCUCCAGCUGCCGCUGCUGCCUUGCAGUCCAUGGUCAACCAGCCUAACCAGAGUCCUCAGCCGAUGCAGAGCUUUGUCAUGGACGCAUCCAACGCUCUCAAGAGCGCCCAAAGCAUGCGGAACUCGGCUUCGAUCAAUCAGAGCAUCGCUUCGCCCCACGUCCCGAGCUUUGCCGCUUUCGCUUCGGGCACUGACCGUGCAGCAGCGACCAGCUCUCCAGAGUCCGGAACCACCAGCGUCAGCCUUCACCAGCGGAACGCUUCUCUUUCCAGCAACAAGCAGCAGCCACAGUCCCAGUCAACGCGCGUCUCGACAGUCGAGGAUGGCGUCUCUUCAUCCAUGUAUGCUCCCAGGCCAGCGCCAAUGCCAGAAGUCGCUUCGCAGGCACCACAGCAUGCUUCAGCUCAGCCAACUAUCAACGAGCAGGGACUGAUGCCGAACCCACCUUCGGACCCAGAGCAGGCAGAGAGAUGGAGAGCAAUCUAUGGGAUCAAAGCUGCCGACGCUGCUAGCCUUCGAGCUUCUUCCGAGGAUGUUACCGCUGAUCCUAAUGAGGAGGAAGACUUGUGGGCCAAAAUGGCAUCGGCACCCGAGCAAAAUGGUACCCAGCGUCCGGUUUCCAACUUCGCACCUAGCAUUGCUGAAGAGCGUCUGGCAGGCACUGGUAUCACAUUUGACCAGAUUGCGGACAUGCAGUCCCGCCUGAUCCAGACAGCCAAUGGCAGCGAGGUCAUCCCACCUCUUCCUCGCAUCCAGGCUGACCAUCAGUACAACCAUCAGCAGCAGGAGUUCACUGAGGCCAAGUCGAAAGGUCUCGCCUCUCCAAACAUGGUCUUCGGCACUGGCUCAAAUUGGUCGCAGCCGACCCCGAAUGUUCAGGCGAGCAAUAGUCUUGGUCUAGAACGCUCCAAUGGAGAGUCGAUUGACACAAAUCGCAAUGCUCCCAUGUUGAGAAACACGUCUAGCACGUACUCGCAUGAUCCUCUGUCGCCAAGAGCUGUCAUGUACGAUGUGACAACCAGCCAUCGACCCACGUCACCCCCUCUUCACAGUCGCAGCGGCUCUUUGACUGGUUUGCCCAGCUUACUCGAGCUCAACAGCUCGACUGGCCAUCGCAACCGGGAAUCCUUCUCCUUGUCGCAAGCAGUCGAUCAGGCAUCACGCAUGACGCGGCAACCGACGCUGACGUCUUCCUCCAUCGCGGAAGAUCCAGACUUGACUACAGACCUCGAGUCGCAGUACGCCGUGGCGAAUCAAGUGCAAGAGCAUCCUUUCAAUGUAGGAUACACGAGCCCUUCGACCUCGACCGGUCCUCGUAGCGGCAACAACUUCACCUUUCCCAGGAAAGAUAUUCAGAUCCUGGACCAUAUCGAUCAUUCGCCUCGAAGUCAACACCAGCAAUUUCCUCCCGAGGACGUUUGGGAUCGCUACGGUCCUCAGCAUGGAGGUAUCACACCAGACAUCUUCAAAGUCUCGAGCCCAGGCUCUCCCUUGGCCUCCACCGGAGCUGAUCCAACCAGCCUGCACGACGACAUCGCCGCGCAGACCAGUGCAGCAACUCGAGCACUCAAGGGAACCGAUGAUGGCUCCGUACCUACACCGCCUUUCCGAACCAAGAGCAUCUCGCGCAAAAAGUCAUUCAAGAAGGUCAGCAAGCAGAUCUCUUCGCCUCAACUCAUCUCGACCACACAGAAGCUGGAUCACACAACGCAGAUCCCUCCCACUCUCGAGACGAGUACAUCUAACAAGGCGAGCAAGCGGUCCAACCGCUCACCAGGUUGGGGUAGCAUUGGCAACUUUGGCACCGACAACUUGCGAAGCCAUGCCAAGGCAAGCCCUUCUGGAGCGUCGCACAGCGACAGCACGAGCAAGAACAGUGGCUACUUCCACCGCAGAAGAUCAAGCUCAUUCGGUCACGAAGCCAGUCCCAACGAUAGCUUUGGUCUUAGCACUGAAGGUGCAGGCACUCCUUCCGCGGCUGGCGAGCAGAGCAACGGCGAGCGAUCCUCUGACGUCCACCCGAAUCACCCCUACAUGAACGGCGGCGUCAAUGGCGGAAGUCUGUCGCGACUCUUCUCUAAGAUCAACCGCAAGAAGAGCACUGAUCAGGGUUACGGAGGUGCCACCAUUGAACCCUUCCCUCCUGAGCUGAUUGCAAACGCACAUGCGACCGAGCAUGUCUCGCAGCAGGUGCCAAAGACCCCAGAGCUGCCCAGUUUGCCGCCGGUAGAGCGCACGACCCCUUGGACUCUGUCUAGAAUGCCUUCUUCCGUUUCGAGCGACCGCGGCAGCAGCAUCCGUUCUCCAACGUCCCCGAUGUACAUCUUGCCGAUCGACUCGACUUCGACGCCACGCAACAAGUCCAAGAAGAAACGCACUCCCAUCGUCCUCAAGCGCGAGUCCGAGGUGAUCUUGCCUGGUGAUCCUGGCUACAUUCCUACCACCAUCAUUGGUAGAUCGACUGAAGAUCGCGCUAGGGAGCUUGCUGAGAUGCCCAACGCUCCAGUGCAUUGGCAGCAGCGAAGUCAGGAUGUGUCAGAGCCGGUGACGCGAGACGAAGCGCUGCAGUCGAAUGGCUUGCUCGAGCAAUCAACGGAUACGGCACUGGAGCCUGCGGAAAGGAUGAACUAUUCGCAAGGCGAGAAAUCUGAUACCUUGGCGCCUGUGGCCAAUGUUAAAGAUGAUGAAGAGGCACUGACGCCAAGGCCUACUUCGCCGCCGCCCGCUGAGAAAGCACAGGUCGAUGAAGGGGAUGCGACCGUCAACGAUGCUGCCGACGCGACCAUUCCAGCUGUCCGUCAGCAGGAUGCUCCGCAGGAAGUGGCAGAGGCAGCUGAGCUGACCAGCAAGAGCAACUCCACAGACACCGAUCCCAAAGCCGCUGCCCGCAAGUCUCUACGCGACACCAUCGUCCGCCGCACCAUCAUCAUCCCCGCUGGUAUCGACUUCAACGAGCAGCGACGCUCCUUUUUCGCCUCCGCCAGCCGCAAAUCUCGUCGCUUUGCCUCUGCCGAAGACGAACCAGUACCUGACAGUGGCCACACUUCCAAGUCGCUCGAACCCAAAAGUGAAGCAGAAUCCUCACCGAUCACAAUGGAUGUCGACAUGCCCGUCAACGACACCAAAAUCACUGACCAGCCCCAGCCGCAAGAAGAAUCCAUGUCGACCUUCAACUCAAAGCAGACUCUCCACCCAGGCGCAAGCCUCGGCGGCAUUUUUCGAUCCAACCGCGCCAGUCGAGUGGAAAGCUCCUAUGCUGGAAGUCUGUACGACAUGUACAUCGGCGGCGAGAACGUCGAGUUCGGCAGUCCUGGAUCUGAUGUUCAAGAGCUUGGUUCAGGAGCACGCAGGUCUCUGGCACCCGGUCGAGCUUCUCGUAUGCCCGAAACACGUCGUCACAUCGAGGUGACAGAGCGUGCGGACGGUAGUGUAGUCUGGCAAGUCAUUGCAGGCUUAGCUGACCGAGGCAGUGUAUAUUCGGACUUUGACCCUCGUCACAGUAGACAUUUUAGCGAUGCGAGUGGGUCUGCUGUCGAUACCAACUUCUCGCGCGAUUCCAUUAUAGGAGACAUGCUGGGCGCUGGUGAACAAGAAGAAACCUUGAAUGGAGUAUUCCACACCCCGGCUGGAUUGACAGAUGAAGACUCAAGAUCGUUCUUCACUCGUCCUCGAGGUGGGGCUCAUAAGAAGUCGUUCUCUUUCGACCGGACGGAGCUGGUGCCUGAGCUUCCGCGCAGUGCUGGGGUCAGACAGGACGUGUUUGAGAUCGCAAACCCUCCUCUGGCCAAUGGAGAUGGUAUUGACAAUCACACUUCCGAGCAAGGUGCGGACACCGAUGCGGCAAAUCUGCGCAAAGCAGCAUCUCCGACUCAGAUUGUCUACCAUAACGACGCACAGCUUGCAUCGCUUCUAGACGUUCUCGCAAAGGGCAAAGAUUCGGCCAAGUUCCAGUUUCACAUCGGCCCCAAUCCUGCCAAUGGCGAAGGGCACGGGGAAAAUACUUCCGCAUCAGCAACUGUUGAAGACAGUGGUCUGCUCAUGACACCUCAACCGGACGGAGAGCCACUUUCGACAUGGACAAAGCACGAGAUUUUUGAUGCAGACGAUAUCGAAUCUCACCGCAGCAGAGUCGAGGCUGAGAUCUAUACCCUCUUGAACCAGCAGGCUUUGCUAGGCAGGACAGCUCAGCAUCAAGGCAUGACAUCGGCUGCUGGUGAGGCUGGGGAGACCAGCAUCUGA
This is a messenger RNA of Ustilago hordei, 6690 nucleotides long. RefSeq lists its product as uncharacterized. The transcript has a single exon. Lineage: Eukaryota; Fungi; Basidiomycota; Ustilaginomycetes; Ustilaginales; Ustilaginaceae. The record is from RefSeq and is a predicted model, not a curated record. The coding region runs from base 1 to 6690 and encodes 2229 amino acids.